AUGCAUAAACUCAACCUAACAGUUGGUAUAAUACCUUCCCUCAAUGUCGUUGCUGGGUUGCUGGAUUUCUUCUUUGUCAAGUCCUGGACCGGUUUUCUCUCCAAAUUAGGGUUCUCCAUUGCUCCCUUUACUCGACAAGAGAAUACUGUUAUUCAAAGUUGCAUCGUUGCUUGCUAUGGCUUGGCGUUUAGCGAUGUUGGAGUCUCGAGGCUCUUGGGUUCGACAGCUUGGUUUGCCGUGAACCGGAUAGGCGAGCUUCUGCAACAGGGGAAGCUCAAGAACAUUGUGGGGAUACCCACUUCGAAGCAAACGCAUGAACAGGCGCUUUCGUUGGGAAUACCUCUCUUCGACCUGGAUAAGCAUCCGGUGCUUGAUCUUGCGAUUGACGAUGCCGACGAGGCGGAUCCCUAUCUCAAUCUCGUUAAGGGCAAAGGUGGGUAUUUGCUCGGAGAGAAGAUGGUCGAAGGCGCAUGCUGGAAGUUCGUUGUUAUCGUCGAUGAAUCGAAGCUAGUUGAUCAUUUGGGAGGUAGCGGUCUUGCCAUGCCGGUUGAGAUUGUUCCCUUUUGCUGGAAAUUCACAGCUUACCGAUUGCAGAGGUUAUUUGAGUACGCCGGUUGUGUCGCCAAGCUCAGGACAUGUGGGGAAAACGUCGAGCCCUUCGUCACGGAAAAUGCGAACUAUAUCGUGGAUUUGUAUUUUAAGAAAGAUAUUGGGGAUUUGAAGGUUGCUAGCGAUUCAAUUCUCUCUGAGCAAGAUGCCUUCACAAAAGAUUGAAGCGGAUCACCAAGAUACCGUUCACGAUGUGGCCAUGGAUUAUUAUGGCAAGCGCUUAGCUACGGCUUCUUCCGAUAGCACAAUCAAGAACAGCAGCGCGGUAUCUCUCUCUACAGAAGAUUGAAACGGGCCAUGGAUUAUUAGUUUACUCUCUCUCUCUCUUCAUCUCCAAGGAACAAAAAAACAGAUGAAAUCGGAAAAAAAAGGGGGAAGGAGAAGAAGAGAGAGAGGGAGGAUUUUGAAAGUUCGUCGCCGCUGCUGUACGUGUAUCGUAAGCCGUAACGUCGGAGAAGAUGAACAGUGUUUUCUAAGUAGUUAUUACAAAGUAGUAUGGCAUGUAUCAUAAUACAGGGGUCUUUAUCACAUACCCCAUAGUACAAGUGGACUUUGUAAUUCAUCUUUUUUUUUUAAGGAUUGGCUUCUUUCCGUCAUUUACUCGACUGCCUCAGUGACUGAAAUUCAAGAUUGGAUUUGAGUUCAGUCGGUUA
Messenger RNA from Nelumbo nucifera (sacred lotus), 1262 nucleotides. NCBI's taxonomy places the organism in Eukaryota, Viridiplantae, Streptophyta, Magnoliopsida, Proteales, Nelumbonaceae. The record is from RefSeq and is a predicted model, not a curated record.